Peniophora sp. CBMAI 1063 is the source of this 1032-nucleotide messenger RNA. The record is from the annotation of a GenBank genome assembly. NCBI's taxonomy places the organism in Eukaryota, Fungi, Basidiomycota, Agaricomycetes, Russulales, Peniophoraceae.
AUGGCAACAUCUCCCGCCCGCGAUUUGCUCCAGCGACUUCGCGUACAGGAAGUACCCCGUGAGAACGGCGCCGGCAAGUGCAUGGACAAGCCGCCCCUGAGUGACGAUCUUGACACCCGACACCCAUCUCGCCGAAUCAUGUCCUUCGAAUACAAUGAUUUGACACACUUCUUUCCUUCCACCACACAAGCCCAAAUUAGGGACGACUUCAAGUCUCGCUGCGUUCUCUGUACGACACGCCUCGGCCCUAAUGAAGGCAUAUACGUGCCAGUCCUGCGUGACCCUCGCAUGUGGGGCGUCUGUGUGAACUAUUUACUUGCACGAACGUGCGAUGUCCAAGGCGCGUCGAACGGGAUAUUAUCCUGUGAUAUGUGUUGCAAGUUCCUCGCGACCCCCGACGGCGACGAUCUUGAGCAGCUCUCUAUACUCGUGCCGUGUGUACCAAUCCUGGUCUAUGUCGACAACAUACUCCGUAGUCUGCGCGACAAGCCCCUGGAGAGCCGCCAGCAGACGUUCGAUGAGAUACUUGAAGAUCUUGAGAAGGACCAGAGCUCGACGCCCGAGCGGCGCGCGGCAGCUCCUUUCCUCCAUUGCUUCCAGAUCCAUCCUAUUGAUCACCUCGAUCCGGGUUACUCGCAGGAGUUUGCGCUCAUCUCGCUACACGGCCCCCCUCCUGUCUCCAUCAUCAACGACAAGUCCUACCGCUUCAUCGAUCCUGCAGUGGACGGUCCGUCCAACUCAAACGACGAACAUCCAACAGAAACGCUGAAGAUCUCUAUCUACGGGCACGACAACGUCGUCAAUCUCUGGCGCAUCCCACGGCGCUCUGCUGGGUCGUUCAUGGCGCGCGCAGCGUCAGAAUAUCCAUACCCUCUCGGCGAUCCAGAGCUUUACAAGUACAUGUCGUCAACCUCCGGCCUCAGCUACUACCGAAACAGGGGACUCCGUCCAGAAGACGUGCCCAAAUUGCCGUCUGUCCGGGAGCAGUUCAAUCUCUUGGAGCACGACAUUCUUCUGAGAUCUUCUGGCUAG